Messenger RNA from Cavenderia fasciculata, 1803 nucleotides. It is a transcript of the gene abcB3, whose product is annotated as ABC transporter B family protein. Gene Ontology annotation, cellular component: membrane. The transcript is spliced from 4 exons. Gene Ontology annotation, biological process: transmembrane transport. NCBI's taxonomy places the organism in Eukaryota, Evosea, Eumycetozoa, Acytosteliales, Cavenderiaceae. Gene Ontology annotation, molecular function: ATP binding; ABC-type transporter activity. Bases 1 to 1803 code for a protein of 600 amino acids. The record is from RefSeq and is a predicted model, not a curated record.
AUGGCUCAAAACAACAACACUUCACAUUUUGUAGAAGAAUAUCUAGAUGAAGAGAGUCGUAAUUUAGAUAACAAUAACAACAACAGUAACGACGAUGCAUCUGGUGGUCAUGAACAGUAUAUGUUGGAUGACAGCCAAAGCUCGGGUAGUGGAGGCUACCAGAACCACGACCACAUGGUCAACAUGACUCACAUAAAUAACAUGGUUGUCGCUACACCUCGGAGCGAUACUGCUGCUGGAAAGACUGGAGCUGGAGCUGGUGCAGGUGGAGGUACUCCACCAAUCUACUUGUCCAAUUCAUCAUCACCUUCUAAUCUAUCAUCGACACCUAGCAGUCCUGUAAUGGGUGCACUCUCAUUCCGCGAUGGAGAUGAUUCUCCUCAAGACCAAUCGGAUGGUGAAGAUGAUCAUGGUGGAAGAGGUGGAGGUGGCGGAGGUGGAUCCUCAAAGAAACCACCCAAAACACCAAGAGAAAUUAAAAAGGAAAAAGAAAAGAGAAAACAAAAACGAAAGAUUGAUGCUGAAAAGGCAGUACCCUUUCUACAACUCUUUAGAUUCUCUGAUGCGUAUGACAAGACACUUAUGAUUUUUGGAACGAUAGCUGGUAUUGCCAAUGGUGCUGCCAUGCCAAUGGUGUCACUCGUCUUUGGCGAUGUUAUCGAUGUUUUCAAUCCAGCCAAGUUUAAUGCCGAUCCCAACUAUUCGAUAGAGUCUGAAGUUCGUGAUGUCGCACUUUGGUUCCUCUAUCUCGGUAUCAUUGUCUUUGUACUCUCCUAUCUAGAAACUUCACUUUGGACCAUCGCAGGUGAAAGACAAACCAACAAGGCUCGUGUAGAAUAUUUAAAUUCAAUUCUUCGUCAAGAAAUUGGUUGGUUUGAUACCAAUAAAGCUCAUGAAUUGGCUUCUAGAAUUAAUUCUGAUACAAUAUUAUUUCAAGAAGCAAUUGGAGAAAAAGUUGGACAUUUUCUACACAACUUGUCAACAUUUGUUGCAGGUUUUGCAAUUGGAUUUACCAAAGGUUGGCAAUUAACAUUGGUCAUUGCAUCGGUAUCACCACUCUUGGCAAUUGGUGGUGGUAUCAUGGCCAAAAUGAUGACUGAAAUGACUCGUAAGGGUCAACAAGCUUAUGCCGUUGCCGGUGGUAUUGCAGAAGAAUCGAUUGGUUCAAUAAGAACUGUUGCAACCUUUUCAGCAGAAGAUAAAUUUGCAGAAAAGUAUUCACAUAAUUUAAAGGAUGCUUUAAAGAUUGGUUACAAGAAAUCGAUUUACAAUGGAUUUGGACUUGGGUUUGGUCAGUUUGUGAUUCUUGGUACUUAUGCCUUGUCGUUUUGGUAUGGAUCUACUUUGGUGUCCAAGCGUACGACCAAUGAUUUGACAGGUGAGCCAUGGUCGGGUGGAGAUGUCGUAGCCGUGUUUUUCGGUGUUAUUAUCGGUGCCACAGCCAUCGGACAGGCGUCACCAUGUUUGACUAGUUUUGCCAACGGUCGUGGAGCAGCCUGGAAGAUCUUCCAAGUCAUUGAUCGUGUUUCCAAGGCCAAUCCAUUCUCUACACGUGGUAAACGUCCCGAGAAUCUGACGGGAGAGAUUGAAUUUAGAAAUGUUGUCUUUAAUUACCCAUCACGUCCAGAUGUCAAGAUAUUCAACAACUUUAACUUGGUGAUUAAACCAGGUGAGACGAUUGGCUUGGUGGGAGACAGUGGUGGUGGAUAUCAAGCGAUUCAAUGUACGUGCGUUGCGUCAAAAGAUUGGGUUGGUGUCGCAGGAACCGGUGCUAUUCGCGACGACUAUUGCCGAGAAUAUUAG